Ruditapes philippinarum (Manila clam) is the source of this 5186-nucleotide messenger RNA. RefSeq lists its product as uncharacterized. The transcript has a single exon. The coding region runs from base 1504 to 4080 and encodes 858 amino acids. Lineage: Eukaryota; Metazoa; Mollusca; Bivalvia; Venerida; Veneridae. The record is from RefSeq and is a predicted model, not a curated record.
UUCUCACAAGAUAGGCCCAAGUUUGAAAUUUGAGUGUCUCUGGACGAUAGUAAAAAAAUAUACUAUGAAACAGAUGAGUUUUGUAAUUUUUUCAGCAUUGCAUGGUACCUGCCUUUAAAUCAUAUACACAAUAGCUUUAAGAAACUGGUAUUUAAAAAACGAAACGAACAAAUAAUAUCAAUUUUCAAGCCAAAUACGCUGUCGCCGUAAAGGGUUACAUGAUUUAACACACGACUGCUUUAUCAUUUUGUCACAAAAUGAACACAUCUUUAGUAUUUUUUGUUUGAGGACAUAUUGAAGUUUGUCAUCUAAAAUAAAGUCUGAGAGAAACACUUUGCAUUCUUCUUUAUUAAACAAAUCUGUCUUGUCUCCAAAUCCAAUGUAAUCUACGUUACUUAGUUUGCGCAGAAAAAUACACCAGCAAUAAACAUAUUAUAAGUUGUUUAAACAGACGAAAUAACUAAAAAAACAUAAUACAAAAGAUAUGUGAUAUAAUAAUGAACUCAAUUCAUAAAAUUUGUUUACACCAAAAACACAAACUUUAUAUUUGUAAAGUAAAGUUAACACUGUAAUCUACGUUACUGCUAUUACUCAAAUACUGUGGCAUCGAGAGCUCUUUUUUGACCAUCAAUAAUAAGAUAAGACUUGUACAACAUCUAAUAUUUAUUUAAUUUAUAAAAGUUUAUUGUUGGUAAAAAUUUUCAUGCUCAUGAUAAUCAGGGUGUAAUUUACGUGAUGUAAUCAACUUUACCACUGUUCUUCAAUUUCGGCAAAUAAUUUGAUUUUUAUGUGUGAAAUAAGGUUAAACUGUUUUUAGGUUCCGUAUAAUAAACUUCUGGAUCAAUAUACACAUAGUUGUUUCCCUUUGUUUUAAGUUUGCCACUUAGUUUCGUCAUUUUCGUCUGCAAUUUCGGUACAGAAAAACUAUAUCACUUAAAGUUCCUGCUAUCUUCAGGAAAACGAAUCAAGGUAAGGAAUAAAAUAUUUUUUAAUUACAGUUUUUAAAUAAUUAAAUUAUACAUCUUAAAUGUCGAAAAAAUUGAUGUAAUACCCUAAUCAAUUCAAACAUAUGUCGCGAAUAUUUGUGACAUAGCCCACUAAGUUUAUAUCAUUUCUAUCUUUUAUUAGUCUCCAAUUUUGCUUACCAAAAGAUUUUGUCAACAAAUUUUUAUUACAACAUAUCUACAAAGAUACUUUUAUGUUAUCAGCAUAAUACCAGAUCAUCUAAAAUUUGAUAAAGGUGUUACAAGUGUAAUUCAAAUGUUGGUAACGUAGAUUACUGAAAAAUCAACUUGUGUUAUCUGCAACACAAAUAAGUAGUUUUUCUCCAAAUAAUUUAACAUGUUCCUAUAUUGUGGAUCAUUAUAUAGUAGUUUUAUGUGAUAAAAAUGUUUGUUUCUAAAAGAAAUAGUAUAAUUUAGGUAUAAUUAAAUCAUUUCUAAAAAUGGUAACGUUGAUUACAAAAUAGGUAACGUAGAUUACUUUUUCUUUGUUUCAGCAGGUAUGGGUAAAUCCCGAGCUGAAAUACAGCGAGCCUAUCGUGAGAGGAAAAAGGCAUCUGAAGGAGAAAAAUACUUUGAAAAAGAAAGAAAAAGAACAAGGUCUUACUAUGUACCAACAGUCAAAAGAUCCAAAAAGGAUCUAGCAACAAGAAGAGAAAAGGUGAGAAAAAAUGUCCAGAAAUAUAGACAAAGAAUGAAGGAGCUUGAAACUCAAGAACAAAUAAAUCAGUCAGCCUGUAUGCAAGAAGACGAUAAAUUGAUUGUUGAUGAUGAAAAUGGCGUCAGCUGGAGCACACCAAACCCGAAAAUAGUUGUUAAGCUUCCAUUUUUCGAUCCAAGACAAAGAACAAGAAGAAGAAUAAGUAGAGUAGUUUCCAAACAGAAUCGAGAGAUCGAAAAAUUGAAAUUUCAAAAUGAAAGCCUUCAGAAAAGGUACAAAACUGUUUCAAAGAGGUAUCAGCGUCUUAAGAAAAAGACAGAUGACCAACCAACACCUUCUUCCUGUAAUAGUAGUGUUAACGAAAAUGAGAUGAUGCCAAUAUCACCAAGACAAAGUACACCAAGAAAGAGAGUAGCAGAAGAGUUAAGAGAGGCUGGUGUUACCCCAAGGAAAGUACCACGGAAAGUGCGUAAGAUGUUACUGCUGGGAAGUGCUUUAGCUGAAGAGGUCAGUGGUGCUAGAAAAGAUAAUGGCAAAAAGGGUCGAAAAGUGAUUGCAAACAUAUUAUCUGGUAAGAUAAUAAAAAAGUAUAAACUAAAAUCACUUCUAAACAAGAACACAGGUAUCAACCGGAAAACAAAUUUCAAUGGGUCAAAGAAAUGUGACAAAGUUCCUCGUCAAGUCAAACAACCAAUUGUAAGAGAGCAAAUCGCAAACAGAGUGGUCGAAUUCCUUAAACGAGAUGACAACAGUAGACUACUGCCUGGUAAAAAUGACAAGGUAAAGAUAGAAAAGGAGUACUUACAGAAACGUGUCUUGAAUGACAAUUUGACAUUUUUGCACAUGAAAUACAUGUCAGAGACAGAAGAGAAAAUAUCAUUCAGUACUUUCUGUCGCAUGCGGCCAAAGUCAAUUUCACUUACAAGGUAUAUUACGCGUAAUCAAUGCCUUUGUCAAAGACACCAAAACAUGGCCCUAACACUGAAAGCUGUCCGAACAAGUUGUGCUAAUGUCCCAUUGAAUCCGGAUGAAUUUAUUCGAAAGGUAGAUGAGAACACUGAUUUUCUAAAACAUACUUGUCAAGAGUUUCCGGAUACCAUACAGCAUAACCAAUGGAAAAAAGUAACAUUGGAUGAUGGGAAAAAACGAACAAAAAUUGUAAUGUCUGAAGUUGACAAAGAGACAUUCCAGAAAACAUUGCAUGAACAGGUUGCUGAAUUUAGACAUCACAUUCUUUUAGUAAAGCAACAAUACAAAGCUAUUGGUGACUUAAAGAAAAAUCUCCCUGAUGGCCACGUACUUGCACAUAUGGACUUUGCCGAGAAUUUCUCUUGCACAGCUGCCGACGAGGUCCAGAGUGCGUACUGGAACCAGAAUUCUAUUACGCUUCAUCCAGUUGUGGUGUAUUUUAGAGACAACGGGGAGCUUAAACACAUAAACUACGUAUUUGUAACUGAUGAUAUUGGCCAUAAUAUUGGCUCAGUGUAUACUUUUAUCAAAAAACUUAUUCUGGACUUGAAGCAAACUCUCAAAUGCAACCUACGUAAGGUUUACUACUGGACAGAUGGACCCAGCUCACAGUAUAAGAACAAAACAGCUUUCUUUAUAACCAGUAACCAUGAUGAGCUGCUUGGACCCAAAGCGGACUGGAAUUAUUUUGAAUCCGGUCAUGGAAAGGGCGCCUGUGACGGCAUAGGUGGAACUGCAAAGCGAAUGGCUGACCAAAGCAUACGACAGGGUAAAGUGUCCAUUCAAGAUGCAACAGACUUCUAUAAAUGGGCCAAAGAAGGUCACAAGACAGCAAAAUACAUAUUAGUAAAACCAGACGAAUGUAACAAGAGCAGAGAAGAAUUGGAAGUGAUCAAUAAAAUACUUUGUCCAGUUAAAGGUACUAUGAAAAUACAUCAUGUCAAAGGAGUUUCAAAGGGAGUCGUACACACCCAAACAACAUCAUGUUAUUGUGUAGAUUGUAUAAAUGGAUCACUCCACGUUGAGUAUGAGGAAAAUCUACUACUGAGGGAAAAAAGAAAACCUGAAAAGGAAUCAGAACAUGAAAAGUGUGAAGAAGAAAAUAUUGAUUCACGUGAUAAACCAUCCUUAAAGAUAAACUUGGAAUUAGAUUCUGGGAGAUGGGUUGCAGUGAUAUAUGAUCAUGAGUGGCACAUUGGGCAGAUUAAGGAAGUUGACAACGCUGAUGAUGAUUGCCUCGUUUCAUUCAUGCAACGACUGAAAUGUAGAGGGGUGAAAUUACCAACCUUCAAAUGGCCGAACAAUGCUGAUGAGAUAUGGGUCAAGUUUGAAGAUGUUCUACUUUGCAUAGAAGAACCAUCUAAAGUCGGUCGUAGUGGGCGCUCAUUUACCAUACAAGAGGAGGAGAUUAGUAUGAUUGAAUUAAAGAUAUCUUCUUUAAAGAACUGAUUCAAUAGCUUUGUUUGCACCAAAGUCAUUGUUGUUUGACUUUAAAUAAAUCUCAUUUUGAAGAAUAAAAUGAUGUUUUAGAUCAGACAUUUAUAUUUCAUUUUAGAGUCGAAUGAUUUUCUAGAGCAUUAAAUAAGACAUUAACAUUUUAUUUUUGGACACAUUAUUCAUCCUCAAUAUGAGGUAAUCUACGUUACCAUUACUAGUUAAUUCUUGUUCUUUGUUCAUUUGUUUUAUUUGAUGUUAAAGUAAAAGUUUUAAAACCUGGUCAUAGACUUUGUUACAUUUUGUAUAUAUGAUAUAAAACAUACUGUUUAAAUGUCUUUUACAAAGUAUUUUGUGGCCUUCAGCUAUAAGUUUCUUAUAGAAAUGUAUAAAUGAGUAUGUUUGAGUAUAAACCUUUCGUUAUAUUGUCUCAGUCGACGAACACAUUAUUUAUCGUUACAUACAAGUUCAUUUAAAGGCAGAAAAUAAAACUUGGCUUUCAUUUUAACUUCAACUUCUAACUUUUAAUGUUGCCAAGUUAAAGGUGCAUACUUUGUAAUCUACGUUACAAUUUCCUAGUUGUAUUUGUAUUGUUUAAUGCUACAUACAAAAUAUAUUUUGAAAUCAACAAUUGUUUUAAUCUUGAUAUUUGAUGCUCAUAUUUCAUAUUAAGAUCAGCAAAAUAACCACAACAAUGAGUUUGUUUAUGGAACUUUUAUUACUGAUGAAUAUGUUUUCCGGAAGUUCUCAACCUAAUUUAAAGGACAAAGUUGAAGCUAAGUGUACAGUAUUAUAAAGACCAGUGCAUGAAAUAUGUUAUGUUACCGUGAAAAAUUAUUUAUCAAAGUGACUAAUCGUAUCAAGUGCGUAAAUAGUAUAUAUCAAAAUAACUUUAAUAUAAUCAUUGAUUUAUUUUAAGUAAAGGUAACGUAAAUUACGCUUUGCAAAAGUAUUCAAUUUGCUUCAGAGACUGCGCUCUCGAUAAUAAUCGUGUUUGAGUGCUGUAACUUUGCCAGUAUGCCAAAUACAUAUUUGUUUAACUUCUUAUGUCAUAAAACAUUAGUACAAAACAAGUUCAAUUUCUAACAUUUGGUCUAUGUAAGAUGGGCCUAUCUUGUGAG